Molecule: messenger RNA, 3278 nt
Organism: Cladophialophora immunda
Lineage: Eukaryota; Fungi; Ascomycota; Eurotiomycetes; Chaetothyriales; Herpotrichiellaceae
Exons: 2
Coding region: 1669-2907 (412 amino acids)
Biological process (GO): regulation of transcription by RNA polymerase II
Molecular function (GO): RNA polymerase II cis-regulatory region sequence-specific DNA binding; DNA-binding transcription factor activity, RNA polymerase II-specific
Source: RefSeq, a predicted model, not a curated record
GCGUCUGAUGCUCAGCCAAGACCAUGCCUCUAAGGGUUCAGUACUCUGCAGUACUGUCUCUCUACGGAAGAUGUGGUAGCACAUAUGUGCAAAACAAAUCUCUUCUCCAUCAUUCUCAUACAGAUUCCAUGGCGCCCGGAGAAUAGUCCUCACUCUCGCCUUUGCGGAAAAGUCUGACUCCAUAGCGGGUACUGCACUACCUAGGUAGGCGUUGGCACACAUACAGAGGUGGCAGCAGCAAGCACCCGGCGGGCAUUUGAACACCACGCCCCUUGGUGACGUCUUUUGAAAGUAUUUUCUGUCUGACGAACCCAACUGCACUUUUCUCUUCCGACUGCCUCACGGCGAGAGAUGACACAGGAUUGACGGUACUCACACGCCUCAUGUACCUUGACUUUGUACGCUCCCUUCCUGUCGCCAACUCAGAACUCAGUCGGUCUAGUGCCCGUUAGAGCCGCGUCACAGAGAUGUGUCUCAUUGCGCCCCUUUUUCUUAUACCGGACGCUGAGGAGUUGGGAAAACUUUGACAGACGGACCGCCCCGAACCAGGGAGAACUUCCCCUAGGCACCUCCCGUAUGCUGGACGGCAAACCCUCUGGUUGGAGCCUUUCGUACGUUGUUUUAUUCGAAACCCCUAGAAGGGUCAACACGAUUACAUCCACGACUGGACGAGGCGGACUUCCUAAGGAUUGACUACUGAAUAUGACCGAUACAGGCUUACCAUCAAUAUGACUGGACUUCCGGCGAAAUGAUGCGAAAGCGAUCGAUAGACGGGUGUCGAUGAAUUCCUAGCCGUCUCAGCUCAACGUUCUCCGCGUGCACGGCUUUCUCGCUCCCUUGAGCAUGGAGCUCACCGUACUAUUGUCCGGUAGCCUCGCCCAGGACAGAUCAUGGUUUUUACUUUUGGUCGUCGGCCAAUCAGCGGACCUGAAGGUCUUGGGGCACUCCUUGAGCACACAGCGUGGCUUGUCUAAUCCUCCGCCCCCCUGUAUCAUCACAGGAGCAAAGGAAAAAUACACAAAGUCAAAUUUUGCAGGCGCAGGAUGUGAGGGUGGAUCAAAUGCAGGUUGGCAUUUGAGGCCCAACUAGAUGCAUUCUUCCGAACAUGACAGCCCGUUGAGCGACAACUAGUUGCACAAAGAGCUCCGCAAGCCAUCCCCCCUCUGAUUGGAUAGGAAUCUCUUCAGCAUCCCGGAUUCCCUCUGGAAAGGUGUGAUACAGUACUUUACUGUACUAGCAUGCAGCUGGUGCAUCCAGGCGUCUUCUCUCACAGCAAAAAGGAUAUGAAGGUCAGUCUAGGAACCCUUUUGUUUGCGUUCCGGCGCCGUUCCCUCCACGCCUUCCCACACCCCUGCCUGUUUGCAUGGUCCCCCCCUCCAAGCAUCAAGCAUGUACCAUCAUAUGCACCUCUGAAUCAACUUGCUCGUUCGGAAUAAUAGAAUUCCCACCUUGGACUUUCUUUGUUCUGGCUUUUAAGCCUUAAGCACUGAGCUUCCCAACUGUUUGUCGCAAUCCGCAGUCAACAAUCCAAGAUCUUAUUGUUCUAUUCUCCACUGCCCUUUGGCUUAGACAGCGUCCACGACAGAUCUGUUCAUCAUCACCGAUCAAGAAGUCCCUGUGAAAAAGUGUCCGCGACCCAUUGCUUGAUUCAGAUCUUCCAACCGCUCAAUGGGUAGAGUGGUGAAAAUGGAAGCUGAAAUCUCAACACACCGUCAUGAGGUCUACUGCAAGGUCGAAGAAUUUGAGCAUUCACACAUCAUGAUCGCCAGAGCAUUCCAUGAGCAGAAUCUGGAGUCAUCGUCUUCAGCACCAUCCCACCUGCCAAUGUACCACGGUCAGCAAGAUGCAGAUGUCCACCCACUGCUCAAGCUGGAAAAUCUGGACGACAUCCCCUACGAGAACUUGCGUGUUCACCACGAGGACAUCUUCCCUGCAGGCACCCAACUGCACCUUUCCGAUCUCGAACUUGAACCAACCUGGGCACCUCAUCAACUGUAUCCGCAACUCAUCAGCAGUGCUGUCGGACAGUCCAACGAAUUCGAUGGGCUUCCGCUGCUACCAUAUACACCAGAUCCAAUCGCAGUCACUCAGUCAGCGUAUCCAUGCUAUGAAGAGCAGGGUGUCUGGCUGUCAUCUCCGGAAUACGGCCAGUGCAGAUCUCUCACCACGACGGAGGACGACGAGGACGUGGUUGAUGACAAGCCGUACGCCCGACUCAUCUACGAAGCCCUGAUGCAGGCGCCCGGCCACAGGAUGAUGCUCCGAGAGAUCUACGAAUGGUUUCGCCACAACACCACGAAACCUCAAGAGUCUGGAUCAAAUGGUUGGCAGAAUAGCAUUCGGCACAACCUGUCCAUGAAUAAGGCAUUCGAAAAUGACAGGGAUAGCGCAAAGGGGAACUCAAGGAAAGCUACUAGCGUCUGGAUCCUCACCGACGAGGCGAUCAAGAAUGGUGUGCAAUCGACCACCAGAUAUCGCAAGACUGGAGCAGGCAAAAAGCCGGUGGGGGGCCGCCUUCCAGCCAUUAAACGUCAAAGAGCCGGAGCAAAAGGGGGGCGAGCAGCGCGCCAUGCAGCCAAAAGGAAGUAUCAGGACCAAGCUGCCUUCACUGACUCGACGGCCACACCAAGCCCAUCGACCGCAUCGUAUUCCGAUUGCACCGACUACCAAAGCUUUGACUUUCACGAUCCACGACCCACGGUGAGGAGUUGGCCAAUGACCCCUGUGGAGCCGAAUCUGGCACCCGAAGAAGCGAAUUUGCUCCGAUGUCUGUCCCCACAGAGCACUCUGGGUUUCAGGGCGCAGCACAUGGGCUAUGGAGAGGAGAACGUGCACUUGCAGAAUGCUCUCUUGCAGUCGAUGCGAGAUCAGCAGUUGGAGGAACUCGUCAGAUUGCAUGUGGACUGAGCCCGCAGCUGAAGGCCCUCUUUUUCUCCGGGGUUGUACUCAUCUUAUUGGGUACCAAUUAAUGACUUGCAUGAAGGAAUCUCAGCAGAGCGUGUCCAGCUGUCUGGUCCAGAGAUCAGCAGACCGGGACACUUGUUAUGGUCAAGGAAGUCGGCGAUUCCGUCAAGGCCUGAAGGUCGACCAAAAUUGUCAUUGGACAUGGCCAUACGUCCACGAGCUUUUGUGGGACUUUGCAUAGGAGCAUCCUGUUGCCACUGUGACUGACGCACCAGCUUACGACUGUACUAUACCCCCCUUGGUGCCCCCUUUAGCAGGGCGGACACGAAUGUAUUGGAUAAUGGACAAGCGAGCUGCAAGAGGCGAGGAGAGGG